AUGGACUCGGACAUCCCCACAGAAAUUGGCUCCAUCCUUCAAGGCGCAUCCAUAAACCGACACCCAUCCGUACGACACGACGCGAACCCAUCGACGGCGGCAUCCGAGAAGCAGCCCGUUACUCUCAAUGAACACCCGGAUCCCGACAGCUCAGAGGUCGGCGAAGAUGAGAUUCCCGUCAGCGUGUUGGAUCCAGUACCGCGACAGAAGACGAUGCCUCCGCUGCCAGACCUGCGGUUCGAACAAAGUUAUCUGAAGAGUAUCGAGCAAGCAGAAGGGUGGCAGGGCGUGUUAUGGAUCACACUGCGCGAUCAGGUUAUCAUGUGCUUCGCGCAAGGCGUGCUGUGGACUCUUGUACUCAACGGCUGGCGACACUGGAACCGGUCGGCCAAGUUCAGUGGACAUGGCGUCGGCGCGCGGAUACGGAGAUGGUGGUGGGGAGUUAACAACUGGUCGAUACCAAACGCAAAGUCCAAGUUGAGGAAUACCAAGUUGGCCAAGAACGUAACGGAGGUAAGUCUGGCCUUCUUAAAAUAUUAUGAGGCAGAAUUCUCAAGUGCGGCUCAAGAUUGA
This is a messenger RNA of Alternaria atra, 573 nucleotides long. RefSeq lists its product as uncharacterized. Lineage: Eukaryota; Fungi; Ascomycota; Dothideomycetes; Pleosporales; Pleosporaceae. Gene Ontology annotation, molecular function: mitochondrion autophagosome adaptor activity. The coding region runs from base 1 to 573 and encodes 190 amino acids. Gene Ontology annotation, biological process: mitophagy. The transcript is spliced from 3 exons. The record is from RefSeq and is a predicted model, not a curated record.